AUGGACGACGAUACGACACCGGAGACGCGGCACGUACCGCACGAGGUCGUGUGGCAGAUCCUGCUUUUUCUCCCCGUCAAGUCGCUCAUCCGCUUCACCUGCGUCUGCAAGACCUGGCGCAGCACCAUCACCGGCGACGAGUCCUUCCAGCGCAGCCAUCACCGCCUCCAACAGCCGUGCGUGCUCAUCGCGCCGCUGAUCAAAACCAGCGAUGGCGGCGACGGGCGCCGUUCUUCUAUCACCAACCUAAAGGUCACCAUCCCCGGCCUGUACCAGUGGGAGAGGAAGAGCCAUGGCGCCGCCACCCUCGUUCAGGCCACGGACUCCUUCCCCGCGGAGGAAGCGAGCCACAGGUCCGUGCACUGCGACGGUCUCGUGCUGAUGCCGAUGGGCCGCACGGUGAGGGUGCUCAACCCGGCCACACGCCGCGUUCUCACCCUGCCCCCCUGCGGGCUCCGCAACACCUUCGUGCCGAAUCGACCUUCCUGGCUCAUCCAAGGGCCGUUAGGCCUCGGCCACGACCCUCGCUCCAACACCUACAAGGUCGCCCGUUUCUUCUACCGCUACUGGGACGCGCCCAUGGAGAGCGGUCGUCACUACAGCUACGAGAUGGAGGUGUUCACCAUCGGGAGGGAUCAGCAUUGGCGUGAGACGGCUGCGCCACCGCCGUACCCUGUCAUCGCAGGUCAGACGACGACCUUCUUCAAAGGCUCCUUGCUUUGGACAAUAGACGAGUCGAUGCUUCAGAAGGAUGAUCCACAUGUCCGAGGUUUCCUCCGCUUCAACCUGGAGGACGAGUCUUUCAGUGUCACGCCAGCGCCUCCCGGGUGCCCCAAGCUCCGAGACAUGGCACGAAACUUAGCCGAGAUGGGCGGGGAACUGUACCUUGCUCAUGAAGGGCCCAGAGCCCCAGACACAGAUCAUCCUCAGGUCACCCGAUAUGGGUGUGUGGCGAUGUGGACGGCCCCGAUCCACCGCGAUGGGUUCAACGCAAUGCCAUCAGGGGGCCACACUAUAUUCAUAUGA
Lolium perenne is the source of this 1026-nucleotide messenger RNA. Its product is annotated as F-box/kelch-repeat protein At2g43270-like. Gene Ontology annotation, molecular function: protein binding. NCBI's taxonomy places the organism in Eukaryota, Viridiplantae, Streptophyta, Magnoliopsida, Poales, Poaceae. The record is from RefSeq and is a predicted model, not a curated record.